Messenger RNA from Closterium sp. Naga37s-1, 546 nucleotides. The record is from the annotation of a GenBank genome assembly. NCBI's taxonomy places the organism in Eukaryota, Viridiplantae, Streptophyta, Zygnematophyceae, Desmidiales, Closteriaceae.
AUGUAUUCGCAGCAAAGCUACGGCAUGCAACACAGCCAGCAGGGCUGGAGGACCAGGGAUAUCGUGUUCACCGUUGCGGGCCUUGGGAUUGCCGCGACCAUCGCCACUGUGACUGUGGUGGGCGGCGGAGCGACUCUGCUCUUCUUCUCGCCCGUGCUGCUUUUCUUCUCGCCCAUCCUCGUGCCGCUGCUGCUGCUCGGAGGCGGAGCACUGGCACUGGCCACAGCAGCUGUAGCCACGAUAGCAACGCUCGUGUGGGGAUGGAAUUACUUCCGCGGGAAGCAGCCAUAUGGCUCGGAGCAGGUGGAUCGCUUGACUGGGGAGGUGAAGAACGCUGCUGGUUAUGUCACCCACAAGGUGGCUGAUACAGCCCGGUCCAUUGGAGAGACGGGCUAUGGCACGGCCAGGGACACUGCUGGGACUGCGUAUGGUGCUGCGAGGGACACUGUGACCGGCUCUACUGGGCAGGCAUACAGUGGAGCCAGGAAUACGGCUGCACAGGCUGUGGGUGGUGCUGGUACGAAGCCCACUUCAGCUGCGGCUUAG